AUGGAACCCAAUUCAACAGCAGCAACCCAUGAAAAUGGAAACCAGAGUACCCAUGAAAAGCAGCAGCAGCAGCAGCCGCCUAAAUUCGCUAUCCCGGUCGACUCAGAGCACAAGGCCACGAGAUUCCCAAUCUUCUCUUUCGCCAAACCCCACAUGCGAGCUUUCCACCUCUCCUGGGUGUCCUUCUUCGCCUGCUUCGUCUCCACUUUCGCCGCGCCUCCCCUGCUUCCGAUCAUCAGGGACAACCUCAACCUCACCGCCACCAACAUCGGGAACGCCGGCAUUGCCUCCGUCUCCGGCGCCGUAUUCGCCCGAAUCGUGAUGGGGACCGCCUGCGACAUGGUCGGCCCCCGCCUGGCUUCCGCCUCCCUCGUUCUGAUCACCGCGCCGGCGGUGUUCUUCACUCCCCUGGCUACCUCCUCUGCUUCGUUCCUCCUCGUCAGGUUCUUCACCGGCUUCUCCCUCGCCACUUUCGUCUCCACCCAGUACUGGAUGAGCUCCAUGUUCUCCUCCCCGGUCGUCGGCACCGCCAACGGGGUCGCCGGCGGGUGGGGGAACCUCGGCGGCGGCGCCACACAGCUCAUCAUGCCACUCGUCUUCGCUCUAAUCCGCGACUCCAUGGGAUCCCCCAAAUUCACCGCCUGGAGGAUCGCAUUCUACGUCCCCGGCGUUUUCCAGAUGCUGACGGCCUUCGCCGUCCUGAUCUUCGGCCAGGACUUGCCUGACGGGAACUUCCGGCGGCUGCAGAAAACAGGGGACAAGUCCAAGGACAAAAUCUCCGACGUCCUGUUCCACGGGGUUACAAACUACAGGGGAUGGAUUCUGGCCCUGACGUAUGGUUACUGCUUUGGGGUGGAAUUGACGGUGGACAAUGUGAUCGCCGAGUAUUUCUACGACCGGUUCAACCUGAAGCUCCACACCGCCGGUUUGAUUGCGGCGAGCUUCGGAUUGGCGAACCUGUUUUCCCGGCCGGGGGGAGGGAUUCUUUCCGAUCUGGUUGCGAAGAGGUUCGGGAUGAGGGGAAGGCUUUGGACCCUUUGGAUCGUUCAGACUUUGGGCGGCGUUUUCUGUGUAAUUCUGGGUCGCGUCAAUUCCUUGGGCGGCUCCAUUGUUGUCAUGAUCCUUUUCUCCUUCUUCUGCCAAGCUGCCUGUGGCCUGACCUUUGGAGUCGUGCCUUUUGUCUCCAGAAGGUCGCUGGGGUUGAUCUCGGGGAUGACGGGAGGAGGAGGGAACGUGGGAGCGGUGAUAACUCAAUUGGCAUUCUUCAAAGGUUCGAGAUACUCGAAGGAGACGGGAAUCACGUACAUGGGGAUAAUGAUCAUCUGCUGCACUCUGCCUCUCUGUUUGAUAAACUUCCCGCAGUGGGGCGGCAUGUUUACCUCCGGCCGCGGCGACGGCUCGUCUUCCUCAUCCGAAGAGGACUACUACAUGGCCGAAUGGAAUUCAGAGGAGAAGAAUAGAGGCCUGCAUCAGGCUAGCUUGAAGUUUGCCGAGAACAGCAGGAGGGAACGAGGGAGGAGAUCGGCUUGCAAUACUGCACCGGCGACGAACGACACGUCGUUGUCGCCGCCGGCGGAGUUUGCAGCCUGAAUGGAGUCCCAGGUUGAACGUCGGCGUGUAGUAGAUUGUGCUGUGAUGGUAAAUGGUAAUGUUAUGUUGUUAUGCGUGGAUGUAUGCUUUUGUUUGUGUAUUCUGCUAGUACUGUUCCAUGUUAGUACUGUUGGAAAACAAAUGGACCCUUCAAUGUGAAACUUCCUGUGGGUCGGAAAUGAAACAAAGUGAUAUGAUAAAUUCGGUG
Messenger RNA from Linum tenue, 1798 nucleotides. Lineage: Eukaryota; Viridiplantae; Streptophyta; Magnoliopsida; Malpighiales; Linaceae. The record is from the annotation of a GenBank genome assembly.